AUGACAAAACGAGUAUCAAGAACAUUAUCAGAUGAACCUGAACGAAUUACUAAGCGUGCUCGUUACCUUAGUACUUCUUCAUUACCAUUAACAUAUGAUGAAGAAAGAAUUCCUAAUGUAUCUUUUAUUUCAACAAACAGUCAAAAUGAACAUGAUAAUAAUGGUGAUAUUAUUGAAAUUACGAACAGUCCAUGUCAACAAAUUGAUAAUACAACGAUUAUAGAUUUAGAUGAUGAACAAAGUAUUGAUAUUAUGAUCAAUAGCCCUCCAUCCACACCUCUUAGUAGUACUUAUAUUGAAAUUAUUGAUGAUGAUGAAGAAGAAGAAGAAGAAGAAAUUAUUGAUUUAACAGAAGAUGAACCAAACUCUUCGGAUUGUUUAUCAGAUCAAUGUGAACAUAUAUCUUCUUUUGAUGAUGAUGAAUUAUGUCCUGUAUGUUUAGAAACAUUUUCUGAUUUACAAUAUACAGGAAUUUAUUUAUUAAUUACUCAAUGUCAUCAUGUCAUGUGUAUAUUAUGCAGUCGUCAAAUAUUAGCAAACUCAUCUCAAUGUCCAUUAUGUCGAGAAAAUAUUAGUACAACCACACUUAAACCAUAUUGUAUACUGACUUAA
Messenger RNA from Adineta steineri, 612 nucleotides. Lineage: Eukaryota; Metazoa; Rotifera; Eurotatoria; Adinetida; Adinetidae. The record is from the annotation of a GenBank genome assembly.